UCCCAGCAGUAAUGUUUACUUUGAUAUCAGCAUAAUCGUUUAUUCCAGUGAAAUUACGUCCUUAGUCAAUUCUGACUUGACAAUACCCUCAGCUUUCACCAGAGGGCGACAGAGUUCCACAGAACGAUGUCAUAUAAAUUAACAACAAAAGACUCGUUUUCUUUAUACAUACGUUUAAACUAAUUCAGUUAAUUUGAGUUACUUUUAAUUACAUUUUAGAGGAUUUUUUUGCAGUAAAGUAGUUUUUUGUUUGUUGCUUUUUUUUUAACCAAACUGUUUGUGUGCGUUUGUGGUAAAGUUUAAUAUUACAAAUAUAAAGUCAUGUUGCUCUACAUAUAAUUUUUUCAGAGGAACAUUUGUUUUUAAGUUGAAGGACAUUCUGACCAUGGGACUAAUGGACGUUGGACUGACUGUAAGGACAUUCCGUUUUACAGAUAAUGGAAAUAGUAUUAAUAAUAAUAAUAAUAACUAGUGCCGUGUCCAGAGACACAGUGUGUCUGCAGGAUCUUAAUAUGAUCAGUUUCAGCCAUGGCAGGAUGUUGAACAGACGGAUUCUGGGAUGAUGAUGAUGAUGAUGAUGAGGAUCAUAAUCAGCUGUAAGUCGCUGACUCAUCUGCGCUGCUGCAAAUUAAAACAUGUUCAGUGAAAUGAAGCAGCCCUGCCUGGACGUCUGUUUCCGACAGUCUACUAUCUGCUCCGCGUUUGUUUUCAUUAUCCUGAGGAGGUGUGUGAUGAAUACUGCCCCCACCCCCUCCUCUGACUAUUCCUCACCACACACACAACCUUAAUAUUAAUAAAUGUAUCAGCAGGGAAUGGAUUUCUUCCAAUGACAGACAUUCAAUUAUGUUUUUUGGUUAUUCAUUUCGUCCUGUCAUUUACACUUUUAGUUGAGUCAGACGUCACCUGACCUGAACUCCACCACACGGGGGAGACAUGUCACCUAAGACAGGGAGGAGAAAACUGUUUUUGUACAUUAUUGACCGUUACUUAAACGACAGUGUCAUUAAAUGAGAGUCAUAACUGAUCUGGUUUUAGCUAAUUGGGUUUUUGAAAGAAUCAGUUAUAACAGCAGAGAGGAAUCAACGCUUGGGCCUCAAUUAUUUAUCUUUUUUUAAAUUUAAAUUUACUGUACAUUUAAUUUAGGAGCCUCUAUAUCAAUAUCAAACUAUAUGCGUUUUAUAUAUGUUGUCAUACUGUAUAUGACCACGUUUUGAGAACACAUACACCAAGAUCAGGUUUCCACUUCAGUUUGGUUCACACUCGCUGUAGUCGAAGAAUUGAUCAUCUUUGAUUUCUCUUCAGUAGACGGUGAUAUUUUAAAAGUAUCUCACGGCAGAUCAUCAGAACUAAAAACGAAACAAAAGUUAAACUAGUUAAAUCUGCCCUGCCGUAAGUUAAUGAGCCCCAGCCACAGACCGAGCUCUCUCUCCAACUCCAACUGACACGCUGGGCAUGGUGUUCGUCAGCAGAGGGCAGUAUUGUGUUAACAAAUUUUCAAAAAAGAGAGAGAAAGCCGUUCUUGUUAUAAACACAUGUAUUUUAAUUUUUUGACCAAAUACAUUGUAAAUUACACACAGUAUCAUACGCUGUGCAUCCAAAUGUAAACUGGACCUGCACACGUGCACACAAACACGCGCAUUCACGCAUUAUUUUCUCCUGGAGCUCAAGGACUCAAGGACACCAUCAAGCCCAGCUGAUAAGCGGCUUUAAUUGGCUCAUUUGGCCUUUAGCGCGCACUCUCUCUCUCUCUCCCUCUCUGUCUCUCUCUCUCUUUCUUUCUGUCUGUCCACUGUCCAAACACACGGAGGUGCUGUGGCGGCGGCAGCGCCUCCUCUUGGUUUAUGUCUCUUUUUCUUCAUCAAAAGAGUUUUUAAAAAAUGUUUUUGGACCAAAAUGUUUUCAUGUGUAGCCGAUCGACGAACCUACUUCAGCACUGAUGUAUAGAACGUGUGUUUUAUUGGACUAAAUGAACGUUAAUCCACCUGCUUCACCUGCAAGCUCUGCGUAAUUACGCACGGGAGAGCCACAGACGGCCCGGGAAAUGGAACCUCAGACCGAGCUCCAGACUCCGGCUCUGCACCCAUGAGAGCCCCGUGGCACCGACGCCGCUUCUGCCGCUGUUAUCGCUGCUGCUGCUGUGGCUCCGACCGCCGCGACGGAGCGGGGGAGUCGGUGCGGAGAUGGCGGCCAACCUGAGUGUGUCGGGGGAGCUGGAGGAGACGCAGCUGCUGGGGACGGGGACGAGGACGGUGACCGGGACCAACGUGCCGGCUCUGGUGUUCGGGGUGCUGCUGAUCGUGGUGAUCAUCGGCGGGAACCUGCUGGUGUGUCUGAGCGUCCUGACGGAGAAGGCGCUGAAGACAACCACCAACUACUUCAUCGUCAGUCUGGCGGUGGCGGAUCUGAUGCUGGCGGUGCUGGUGCUGCCGCUCUUCGUCUACUCCGAGUUCCAGGACGGCGUGUGGACCCUCAGCACCACCAUCUGUGACGCUCUGAUGGCCAUGGACGUGAUGCUGUGCACUGCCUCCAUCUUUAACCUGUGUGCCAUCAGCAUCGACAGAUUUAUCGCCGUGUCCAUCCCUCUGAACUACAACAGGAAGCACGUGGACCUGCGUCAGACCGUCCUUCUGUCGGCCACCUGGGUCCUGGCCGUGGCCGUGGCCUCGCCCAUCGCAUUCGGCAUCAACAACGUGCCCGGUCGUGACCACGGAGAGUGCAAACUGGAGAACGACGACUACGUCAUCUACUCCUCCGUCUGCUCCUUCUUCAUCCCCUGUCCCAUCAUGCUGCUGCUGUACUGUGGAAUGUUCCGUGGGCUCCGGCGCUGGGAAGAGGCCCGCAGAGCCAAGCUGAGGAACAGUAUUCAGGCGUGUCGUAAGCUGCAGGAGGCCGCCGCCGUCGCCGCCUCUCUGCCGCCGCUGGCCUCGUUGCCUCCACCUCUGCCCCCGAUCAUAGAGAGGGAACUGACGGAGACUCCAGACGAACAGUCCAACUUCAUAUCCGUGGACCAGAACUUCCACUCCACGGACUACAGAGACGGACCAGUGAGAACCGUCAGCUUUGCUGAGAUCAAAUUCCACAACUGCCCUCAGCAGAGGAGGAAGAGAGCCAAGAUCAACAGCCGUGAGAGGAAGGCCAUGAAGGUGCUUCCUGUUGUUGUAGGUGAGCUUCUCUUCCCAGUCAGCCACGUGGGUGGGUGCUGUUCUGGAGGUUACGUCCCCCCGGCCCUGAUGAGCGUGGUGACGUGGCUCGGCUACGUCAACAGCGCCCUCAACCCCAUCAUCUACACGGUCUUUAACACCGAGUUCAGGAACUUUUUCAAGAAGGUUCUGCGCCGGUGCUGUUCCUAGAACCUGUUGAUCAGCUGACUGUUGAUCAGCUGACUGUUGAUUUACUGACUGUUGAUCAGCUGACUGACUGAUCUACUGACUGUUGAUCAGCUGACUGUUGAUCUGACGUCAGAUCAACAUGAUUUGACAUAAAUGUUUGUUCAACUGAAUGUUUCUCCCAAAGAAAGUUCAUUUUAUUGGGAGGAAAAAAAAAAAACAACAUUUUUACAUCACGCUGGAGGAGGACUGAUUUUAUAGCCAGAAAAAAAAAUCUUUUUAGAAUAAAACUUUUCACACAAGUGCAGGUUUGUGUGUUUGUUGUGCAGCAGUGGCUCAAAGUGACAAUUUGUAUGGUUUACAUCAGGGUUCUCCAACCUUUUGUUGAGCCACGGCACAAAUUUAUCAUCAGGAAAAACCCCACAAACCACCAGACAGAAAUCUGACCAAAAGUCCUCAUCCUGUUUAGUUGAAGACAACACUGAUAUACUGGCAGGAAUUGAAGAAAGACACUCACA
This is a messenger RNA of Cynoglossus semilaevis (tongue sole), 3844 nucleotides long. Its product is annotated as D(4) dopamine receptor. Lineage: Eukaryota; Metazoa; Chordata; Actinopteri; Pleuronectiformes; Cynoglossidae. Gene Ontology annotation, molecular function: G protein-coupled receptor activity; dopamine neurotransmitter receptor activity, coupled via Gi/Go. The transcript has 4 exons. The record is from RefSeq and is a predicted model, not a curated record. Bases 2181 to 3350 code for a protein of 389 amino acids. Gene Ontology annotation, biological process: regulation of potassium ion transport; phospholipase C-activating dopamine receptor signaling pathway; negative regulation of synaptic transmission, glutamatergic. Gene Ontology annotation, cellular component: plasma membrane.